CAGUACCUCACUGUGAUUCUAAGAAAAGCGUGAUGAGUAUUUAUAUACUGGUAGGGCUUGAAUGCCAGUAUUCUUGUUUGUAGAAUCCCCGAGAAAUCAACUAACACAACACAUUCACAAGGAUGUCUAUUUGUAUUAGACUAGUCUACAGUAGGCACCUUUAAGUAUUUAGCAGUGGUUGGGCUGGAAGUAAUCAAGGAGGGCAGUGGACCGAGUUCAACAUUUCACCCUUGUACCACGCUUGACAGUCAGUUUACGGCGGCACGGCUAUGGAUAGCGAUGACGAAAAUGGAGAAGAAGUCGUUGAGGGUCCUCUGGACGAGGAUGACCAGCCUCAUGGGUUCUGCACGGUGACCUACUCGUCCAGUGACCGCUUUGAAGGCCACUUUGUACAUGGAGAGAAGAACGGGAAGGGAAAGUUCUUUUUUUUCGACGGGAGCACACUGGAGGGCUAUUACGUGGAGGACGCCCUGCAGGGCCAGGGGGUGUACACCUAUGAGGAUGGGGGUGUCCUUCACGGGACCUACACUGACGGGGAGCUGAACGGGAUGGCUCAGGAGUACGACUCCGAGGGUCGUCUGACCUUCAAGGGCCAGUACAAGGACAACAGCCGCUAUGGAGAGUGCUGGAUUUACUACCCUGAUCAAGGCUGCCUAUUUGGGAAGGUUAACGAAGAUGGAGAGAUGACAGGUAAAUCUGUUGCGUAUGUGUAUCCUGACGGGUGCACAGCUCUUUAUGGCACCUUUGUGGAGGGGGAGCUGAUUGAGGCUCGACUUGCCACCUUGGUCUCUGUGGAGACGGGUCGACCGCACUUCGAUGUUGUACCUGACAGCCCUGUGUACUCCUAUGACAAGUCCACCUCAACCUGUAUCGCCACCCAUACUUGUCUGCCAGACCCCUACGAAAGCAAAAGAGUGUAUGUGGCUGACUCCCUGGUGUUGGGGGCAGGAGACGGGCUGUUUGCCAAGGUGGACGCUGAGCCAAAUACUGUCAUGGCCUUCUAUAAUGGAGUGCGCAUCACACAUUCUGAGGUGGACAGCCGGGAUUGGGCCCUGAACGGGAACACCAUCUCAUUGGACGAAGACACUGUGAUUGAUGUCCCCCAGCCAUUUGACAAGAUGGAGAUGUACUGCGCCUCAUUGGGACACAAGGGCAACCACUCUUUUACCCCUAACUGCAAAUACGACCCAUACGUCCAUCCUCGUUUUGGGUCUAUAAAAUGUAUCCGCACGUUGCGGGCAGUGCAACGAGACGAAGAGCUCAUGGUGGCCUACGGUUACGACCAUGAGCCGUCGGGAGAGAGUGGACCGGAGGCCCCUGAUUGGUACCAACGAGAGCUACUUGCCUUUCAGCAGAGACUGGCAGCUGAGAGGGAAUAGAACACACCCUGCUACCCUACCUACCCUGUGCCCCCAAUACCCCUUACUGUUCAUAUCACUGAAAUAUCACCUACCCUCCCUCACCUGCCCUUCAUGGACAGGCUGGAGACUUUAAAUAGUUAAGCCUGUACCUUGAACUGAAUUACAAAGCAUCCCAUAGUUGGUCAAAAACAUUCUUAACUGUGUACCUGCACAACCUGUACCUUAACAACCAAGUUCUCACUGUAUAUUCCAACCUUCAAUAGUAAAGAUGCUCCUUUUCAGUGAAAUGUCUGACCAAGAAUGUAUACCCCACUACUUUUACACUCUUGUUUUUCCAGGACAAGCUGUACAAAAUCAAUAUGGGUACAUUGUAUCAGACUCGUCUUGUGCACCGAGGACAGAAACCAUUCGAAUGAAACACUGCAAUGUGUGGAUGACUUGGAGAUCCACAAAAUCCAUGCCACAGCAGCCCACAGACAUGAUGAAAAUCUGAGAAAGGCACCAUGCACCUAAGGAUUUUUUUAGGAGUAAUUGUAGUACAAGGAACUGCUGGCUGCUCCAAAGGGUCUGUCUCUCUGGUCUUGGUCAAUGUUUCAUACAAACCGUUGGAAAUAAGAUGAUAAGUGUUUUGUAGGUGUCUUGGUUUAUACAUCUUUUGAUAUCAGCUGUAGCUAAAAGGAGAAAGACUACUGUAUACUUCUAUCCUUUACUGCGAGUGUGUGUGUUUUUGUCUGAGAGCUUGAUGACUGAGUUUGCAAAAGGAUUCCCACCCUAGUAAAACUAUUAAAAUGUGUUUUCUUGUGCCACUUGAACUCAGUUGCCACAGUAAUCUGUCUUUACUUAAAAAGUAACCAUAAUAAAGAUUUGUGUCAAAAA
This is a messenger RNA of Hypomesus transpacificus, 2237 nucleotides long. RefSeq names its product SET domain containing 7, histone lysine methyltransferase (gene setd7). Bases 270 to 1379 code for a protein of 369 amino acids. Gene Ontology annotation, cellular component: chromosome. Gene Ontology annotation, biological process: regulation of DNA-templated transcription. NCBI's taxonomy places the organism in Eukaryota, Metazoa, Chordata, Actinopteri, Osmeriformes, Osmeridae. The record is from RefSeq and is a predicted model, not a curated record. Gene Ontology annotation, molecular function: histone H3K4 monomethyltransferase activity; protein binding. The transcript is spliced from 8 exons.